GCGCGCUACACGGGACUUUCAUUAUGUCGUGGCGACGAUAGAGGGCCUCGGGCCCCGGACAUUCGACGAUCGGCCAGUGAAGGGAACGGAUCGUCGUCGCGAGCCGCGUAAUACCGGAGAAAAUAAAACGAGAGAGUUUAAAAAAAUGUCGUCAAAAAUAUCGUAAUCGAUUUGUUUACUUCCUGUAAGGGCUCGUAUUCAAAAGUUCGUUUGAAAAAUUUAUUUUACCAAAAAAAGAAAAAAAAAAGAAGAAAAAAAAAAAAAAGAAAGAAAAACGAAACAAAACAAAAACAAACAAAAAAAAAAGAAAAAGGAAAAACGAGAGAACCCCGAAUCUUCGUUCGUAUAAUAAUAACGUUUGGAAAAGACCCGCGCUUUCGCUCGAAUUAGAGCGUACAGGGUGUACGCGAUACGCUCGAGAUAGAAGAAAAGGGAAACGGUGAAGUUGAGUAGACGAGAGGAUCAUGAGUGCGGCUCAACAAGUAGUCGUUUUCUAAUCGAUUCAUUGACAGAUGGUGUCCAACUUCAAAGGAAAUAAUCUUUGUUAUUAGUCGGCCUGCCAUGAGAAAAGCUCGUGGAGAACGAGAACGGCGAUUUCGAUGUCUGGUGAAGGAGAUUUUUGAGAGUUUCGUAAUUGUGCGAUGAAAUGAAAGUGAUUUGAGACGGAGAGAAACAAGUGAAAAAAAAGAGUAAGAGAGAGAGAGAGAGAGAGUGAGAGAAAGAGUGUGUGUGUGAGAGAGAGAGAGAGAGAGAGAGAAAUAGAGAAAGAAAAAAAAAAAGAGAAGAAAAAAGAAAGGAAAAAGUAUCAUAGAAUCGUUUCGAACAUCCUUCGACUUCGAGCCUAUCCUGCUACGUCAUCGAGACAUUUUCAAGUCUCUUGGUACGCCACUGGCUCAGAAACCUCUCGUGAAAGUUUUCCGUGCUACCCGUGAUACUACCGAGUGCUCCCCAAGAGUUCCAAGACCGAUCAUCGUGAGUCCUGAUUUGUUCGUUAACACGUUUGAGGCCGGUGCCAAUCGUCAAUGCGAUCCUGCAAACUCCUCGACGCUAGAGAAGAAUGAUCUUGGCGUUCGAGAUCCUUUUACCCCUCGUGGGAAUAAUAGUCGCGGCUCAAGGAUUGAAGUGCGGUCAUCCUGCUGUGCCGAUGAACGCCAAAGUGUCACUGUCCGACGAAUCCUCGACAGUAGGCACCAUAGCGAAAUACACUUGUGAUGCUGGAUACGAAUUAUUCGGCACUAAUACGCUUACGUGCGGCAGCCGAGGAAAAUGGCAAGGCGAUUUACCGUUUUGCGGUACGAAUGUAGCUUAUCGAAAGCCAGCGAAUCAAUCUACCACAGUAAGAGGAGGAAACGCGGGACACGGAAAUGACGGUGAUCUUAGUACCGAACACGAUGGCAAGAGAUGUACAGAGACCUUGAGCGAACAUAGUCCUUGGUGGAGGGUCGAUCUACUUAAACCUUAUUCCGUUAAAGUGGUCAGAGUCACGACGAGAGGUUGUUGCGGUCAUCAACCUCUUCAGGAUAUCGAGAUACGAGUUGGUAAUAGCAGCACGGAGUUACAACGGAAUCCUCUUUGCGCUUGGUUUCCCGGUACUAUCGAGGAGGGUAUUACGAAGACGUUUGUAUGUGCCAGAGCUUUGGUCGGUCAAUACGUCUUCCUACAACUUGUCGGAGUGGAAGGAAGCUUGAGCCUUUGCGAAGUCGAAGUUUUUGCAACUGACGAAUUUUCGAUCGACAGGUGCGCCAGUGCCGGAACACCUGCCGACGCCGAUCUUGCAGCAUUUAAUUCAACCUGUUACGAAUUCGUGGUAAAAAAAGGUGGAUCCUUUCAAGAAGCCAGAACCUAUUGUCGAGCACGUGGUGGUGAUUUGGUUCAUGGUUUUCAGGGCGUCUCGCCGAUAUUCAUUCUAAACAACUUAGAAAGGCGAAAAGACAAGUUGAAGACACAAUUGGUAUGGAUAGGAGCACAGAAAGAACCAUUGAUAACAGCUAGAACUUGGCGAUGGGUUGACGGCGAAGUCGUGCAGAGACCGUCUUGGGGAAAGGAUCAACCGAAUAAUUACAACGGUGAGCAAAACUGCGUUGUGCUGGACGGCGGUCGUGGUUGGCUUUGGAAUGACGUUGGUUGUAACCUUGACUACCUUCACUGGAUCUGUCAAAGCAGGCCGCCACUUUGCGGUAGUCCAGAAAAAUUAGAAAAUACGACGAUAAUUGGUACGAAAAGAGUAAUAGGAUCGACGAUAGAAUACACUUGUCCCGAGGGUCAUAUGCUGAUUGGCUCGAAAACACGUACUUGCGAAUCUAGCGGAUUUUGGAGCGACGCACCUCCGACCUGCAAAUUCGUCGACUGUGGCCCCUUACCCGAGCUGGACAACGGAGUGAUCACGUUAUUAGAAAGCAGAACGACGCAUGGUGCAUUGGCCGAUUAUGCUUGUAACGAGAAUUAUACGCUCGUGGGUGACACGAGACGAAGAUGUGGUGACGGGGGUAUUUGGAGCGGACAUAAACCACAGUGUCUGUUCGAUUGGUGUCCAGAACCGCCAGAGGUGAAUGGUGGAUUGGUCGCGUUAACCGGAAGAAGAGCUGGCUCAACGGCAAGUUAUUCCUGUCAAAAUGGAUUUAUCUUAUUUGGUGACAACGUUCUAAAUUGUGACAUUGGAGGUGAAUGGUCUGGCAAGGCUCCUCAAUGUCGUUUCGUCGAUUGCGGAACACCCGCACAAAUUGAAUUUGGUACUAUCACUCUUCUCAAUGGUACUACCACCGUCGGAAGUUUAGGGGUUUAUGCCUGUCAGGAUGAUUAUUGGUUGGUCGGUGAAGGAAAACAGGAAUGUACUAAGGAAGGAAAGUGGAGUCAUGAUACGCCAUCCUGCGAAUUGAUAACGUGCGAGGAACCGGAAGUACCAAGUGGAAGUUACGUCAUCGGUUACGAUCUAAACGUUCACAGCGUGAUAGAGUACCAUUGCGAGACCGGAUAUCUCCUUCAUGGAGAAGCAACGCAUACUUGUGGAAAGGAUGGCGAAUGGACUGGAGACGUACCUACUUGCGAAUAUAUAGACUGUGCCAAGGUUCUACCUGUAUUGAACGGUGCUGUGGAAUACGUUAAUGGUACGACUCACCUUGGAAGUGAAAUAACUUAUGGUUGCACCAAAAACUAUCGAUUGAACGGCGUUUCUAGAAGAUAUUGCUUGGACAAUGGACAAUGGAGCGAUGCCACGCCAAAGUGCGAAGAAAUUCGAUGUCCCGAGCCAAUUUUAGCGGAGCAUGGUAUUCUUUCGGUUACCGGAAACGAUCGAAUGUAUGGAAGAACAUUGAUACGUACUGGGACAGCUGAAAAUUCAAAUACCGGGGCGACUUCUUACAAGAUCGGUGCAUUGGCUAAAUACAGAUGUGAAAGAGGUUACAAGGUUGUCGGAGAACCACUGUCAACCUGCGAGGAUAAUGGAAAGUGGAGUGGCGAGGUGCCACAAUGCGUCUACGUCGAUUGUGGAAAACCUGAACAAAUACAACAUGGCCGUUACACAUUAACAUCGAACGCUACGUAUUAUGGCGCUGCGGCACUUUACGAAUGCGACGGAAACUUCGAAUUGGAUGGUUUCGCUAGAAGAUUAUGUUUAGAAAAUGCCACUUGGAGCGGUAAUACACCCGUUUGCCGAGAAAUCAGAUGUAGAGAUCCAGAAAAGGAUGGUGUCCUAUCGACUCAAGUAUCAACUCAUAGCGUCGGCGGUGUUGCUCAUUAUAGUUGUCCAAAAGGUUUCUAUAUGGAAGGCAACGAAACAAGAUUUUGUUUGCAAAAUGGUACCUGGAGCGACACAACGCCCGCUUGCUUUUCUAUCGAUUGUAAACAUCCAGGACCGAUAGAAAACGGAAGAGUGAUAGUAGUAAAUGGUUCCACUACUUACGGAGGUGCAGCUGAGUAUCACUGUCUUCCACAAUUCGAACGAGUGGGACCUUUCCUCAGGAAAUGUUUGGACACGGGUUAUUGGAGCGGAGACGAACCUAAAUGCGAGCUAAUGACGAACGAAGUUGCCGAAGCUCAAGGAGUUGGUACGAGCGUUGGUAUAGGAGCUGCGGUUAUCAUCUUCAUCCUGAUCAUCCUAGGAUUGGUAUACUUAAGACUACGAAAAGCUACACCCGUGAAGAACACAGAAAAUGUUCAAGCGGCUGAAAGGAAGGAAGAUCAAAACGCAGCCGUUAUGUCUUACGCGACCUUGAACGAUGGGACGCCUAGUACGAUGUACGAAAAUGUACCGGAGGACGGUCUUUAUGAUAAUCCGUAUAGCAUAAGCGGCAGUAUGUACGGAUACGGAAAUACCCGAAGAGUGUACGGUAGAACGGGUCAUUACGAGGCUGAACCAAUAUCGAAUAGAAACGGCAUUACGAUCAAUGGCGUCUCCGUACGAUAGUUUACGUGAAACAACACCCUCCUGUAUAUUUUCUUUUCUUCUUUUUCUUUUUUUCUUUUCUUUUCUUUCUCUUUUCAUUUCCGAAGAAAAAUCUCUCCUCUUGAUGAUGCUUUUUCUUCAUUUUAUUGCGUACAUAUACGCAAUGAUAUUUCAAGGUUACGACCUUAUAUGUACAGGAUUUCAGAAUUUGGUACGUGAUAGGGUACCCAAUUCGCCUUCGCAUUAUUUAUAUUAUCGCAAUUCGAUAUCAAGUCGAUACGUGUAAAUAAACAGUGAGUUUAGUUUAAGAGACAUUAAUUCGAUGAUUUUGAAUUCCAUACGAUGAUUGAUAAGAACGAUACGAUUAUGAAUAUGUUUCAUAUCAUUUUUUUUCUUUUUUUUUUUUUUUUUAGUGCAUAUAUAUUUUCUUGUUUAUAGAAAAAAAUUUUUUAAAGUAAAAAAAAAAAAAUAAUAGUAAUAAUAAUGAUAAUAAUGAUAAUAACGAUGAACGUCGAACGUGUGUCCGAAAUUUGUUUGAACGUUCGAAGAAAUAAGAAAAAAGCCAGAAAAAAAAAAAAAAGUGAAAUCGAUCGUUCGUUCGACUACUUUCGAAGCAUCGAUUACGUACUUACAUUUGUAUGAUUCUGUAUAUAAAAUUGUUCCAAUUAUAUAGAAUUCAUUGUUCUUAUAGAAUUUAAGCUACACGUUGUAGUAUAAAUAUAUCUAUACGUACGUCGAGAUUA
Vespa crabro (European hornet) is the source of this 5124-nucleotide messenger RNA. RefSeq names its product sushi, von Willebrand factor type A, EGF and pentraxin domain-containing protein 1 (gene fw). Lineage: Eukaryota; Metazoa; Arthropoda; Insecta; Hymenoptera; Vespidae. The record is from RefSeq and is a predicted model, not a curated record. Bases 1058 to 4402 code for a protein of 1114 amino acids. The transcript has 22 exons.